Messenger RNA from Medicago truncatula (barrel medic), 547 nucleotides. Its product is annotated as 60S ribosomal protein L29-1. Gene Ontology annotation, molecular function: structural constituent of ribosome. Lineage: Eukaryota; Viridiplantae; Streptophyta; Magnoliopsida; Fabales; Fabaceae. The record is from RefSeq and is a predicted model, not a curated record. Gene Ontology annotation, biological process: cytoplasmic translation. Gene Ontology annotation, cellular component: cytosolic large ribosomal subunit; ribosome. The transcript has 3 exons. The coding region runs from base 164 to 349 and encodes 61 amino acids.
CUAUUUGGGCUUCUCUAAGUUACAGCCUAAUGGGCAAGCCCAUCUCACUCUCCACCCGGUCCAUUUCUUUCAGAGUCACACAUAUAUAAACUCACUCUAUUCUUCUCUGUCAUCUUGUUCCGCCCAGAAAAACCCUAGUUCAACCGCAUCUUCAGAAUUAGAAAUGGCGAAGUCGAAGAAUCACACUGCUCACAACCAGUCUUACAAGGCUCACAAGAAUGGCAUCAAAAAGCCAAAGAGGCAUCGCCACACUUCCACCAAGGGGAUGGAUCCAAAGUUUUUGAGGAACCAGAGGUAUGCAAGGAAGCACAACAAGAAAAAUGGGGAAGUCGCUUCUGCUGAAGAGUAAAGUGUUGAUCUCUAAUGGGGCUUUUUUGUAAUUUGCAUCUUAGUUUUCGACUUUGAGCUCUAUAUGUUAUGUUGACUAUCUUUGAUAGUGUUUUGAUUUAUUUAGUGAUAUUGUGAUACCCUGUUACCAUUUUUGCUGGUUUUUGUUUAAGACUAAUGAAGUUUUAUUAAUGAAUAUUUAGUUGCUUGUGUUUUUCAA